This is a messenger RNA of Pyrus x bretschneideri (Chinese white pear), 783 nucleotides long. RefSeq lists its product as uncharacterized. The transcript has a single exon. NCBI's taxonomy places the organism in Eukaryota, Viridiplantae, Streptophyta, Magnoliopsida, Rosales, Rosaceae. Bases 68 to 556 code for a protein of 162 amino acids. The record is from RefSeq and is a predicted model, not a curated record.
AGAUCACAUAAGCCAAAACUAUUUGGUAUACAAAUUUCCAAGACUCGCUACAGUUGCAUGCUCGAUCAUGGCAAACAUGAAGAAACCUACCAAAGAAAGCAGACUCACAAAGUUCAUGAAGGCCCCCCUAAGGGUUUUAAUCAAGGCCAGGGAUUUCUACAUCAUGAGCAUGACCGAGUGCUCCGGUCGAUUCGAUUACGGCACGGUCAUGGGUUGCCCUGCUGCCCAAGUCCCAAGCGCUUUGCCUAGAAGCUUCAGCACAAGCUCUACCAAAUCAAGCACUGCCGAUAACGAAGAUUACAGGGAGCUUAUGAGGGCUGCUUCUGAUAGGAGCGUAAGGAAUAAAAUUGAAUUCGAUCUGGCGCGAAAAGCUCAGCUCCCUAGGCAGCCUCCGGUGGCAGGAGUGCCCAACGCCAUGCCUCGCAGUCGAAGUGUUGGAAUCGGAAGGAUCGACGAAGACAAGAUGUGUGAAUUUAAUGAAGAAGAAGAAGUCAAGAUCAAGAGAGCAGUGUAUCUGAGGAGUAGGAGCUAUGCUGUUUCUAGGAGAACAAAUUAGAAGGGGUAGCUUUUUAUAUCAAAGUCAAUUGUAUUAUGUUGAUCUUAAUAUCCUUUUUAGUUCAAAUGCUUGAGCUAGUGGAUUGUAGAGUGGGGGUUGUUAUAUAAGAUUUUAGUUCUGCAGAUUUUGAACCAGUAUUUGCUAUGUAAAACAGUAUGUGAAAUGAAAGAUGUAUAUUAUAGAGCACGAAAUGUGUUCAUCAGUUAUCGGAACUGUCAAUGUGGUCA